AUGACAAGUAAAAAUUAUGUAUUUAAUUUCAAAAAUGAGUUGGAAGAAUAUUGUAAUUCAGACGUUGAUAUACUACGAAGAGGGUGCUUAGAACUAAGGAAUCAAUUUUUGGACGUGUGUAAUAUUGACCCAUUUAAAUACAUUACAAUAGCUAGCGUUUGUAUGGCAAUUUAUCGACAAAAUGACUUGUUAAAUAAUUCUGUAGCAGUCAUCCAAAAUACCAAAAAAGAAACUUUUUCAGAAGAGUCUAUCAAGUGGAUGGAAAUUAAAAUAUCAAACGAAAAUAAAAACAUACGUCAUGCUUUAAACGGUGGAGAGGUCGUCAUAUGUGGAGCUAAAGUCGACGGUUAUGAUGAAUCGGAAAAAAAAGUUUAUCAUGGAUGUUUUUGGCAUGGCUGCCCGGAUUGCUUCCAUCCUAAUGAUAUAAACCACGUUAAUAAAAACGCUAUGACUGAUUUAUACAACAACAAGAUACGACGAACAUCUCAAUUGAAAGGAAAAGGGUAUCAAGUUGAAGAAAUGUGGAGUUGUAAAUGGAGAAAGUACGCAAAGUACAAACAAAUGAUGCAAUGUCCUGAUGAUGUAAUUGAGCCACUAAAUCCUCGAGAUGCAUUUUUCGGAGGCAGAACGAACGCUACAAAACUAAUGGCUAAAAAUAAAAAAAAUUAA
Myzus persicae (green peach aphid) is the source of this 669-nucleotide messenger RNA. RefSeq lists its product as uncharacterized. The record is from RefSeq and is a predicted model, not a curated record. Gene Ontology annotation, biological process: DNA replication. The transcript has a single exon. Bases 1 to 669 code for a protein of 222 amino acids. Gene Ontology annotation, molecular function: DNA-directed DNA polymerase activity; DNA binding; nucleotide binding. NCBI's taxonomy places the organism in Eukaryota, Metazoa, Arthropoda, Insecta, Hemiptera, Aphididae.